AUGUCCCAUAAUAAUCACCUAACGUUUAAUAUCUCGAAGGCAACGCCAACAACGUCCACAACGAAUGCUCAUACAACAUCGACUCCCCCAGCAUCGAACGAGGGAGCCAGUUCAGGCGGAACAAAUAGCACCAAUUCCAAGUCUCCGUUCUUGCAGAACAUAUUGUCUAAAUCAACACCAUCUGCUGGAAAUGUGUCUCCGCAGCUUGGUUCAGGAAGCACGGUCACGCCUACAUUUGUAAAUAUAGGAGAUGAAGGAUCGCAUGGUAAUUCAAUAAAAGAUAACCAAGCUGGUAAUAAUAAACCUGAUUUGAUUGAUUUAUUUGGUAAAUUCGAUAUUAGCAAUAAGAAAGGGAAUGAAGAUGAUGCUGAUCGAGAAGACGAAGAACCAAAAAUUGAUAUCAAUCAUGAUGAAGAAGCCAAAGAUGACAGUCAUGAUGAAAAAUUGACAAAUGAGAAGACAAAUAAACAAGAAGAUGAAAUGACAGAGACAUCAGUUGGUAAGCUGGUCGAAAAGGAGGAAUUAUCAACACCAAUUGAAUCCGAAGAAAUUCAGACUUCCAAGUCCACAUCAGAAAUGAUUGAGAAGCGUCCAACUACUAAACCAGCACAAGUAGAUGGCAAUGAUACUAAUAACGAGACCACCUCUGAUACCAACAUUGAUACUAAUACAGGUAUUAGUCCUGAUACUGAUACUAAUACUGACUCUAAGGCUAGCACUAAUAUUGACACUAGUACUGACACCAAUGCUGGCACUACUGACAAUAAUACUGACAACAAUACUGACAAUAAUACUGACACUAAUACUGACACUAAUUUUGGCACUACUAAUACUAAAAAUAAUAAUAAAACUAAUGCUGAGCUUGAUUCUGAGACUAAUCCUGAGCUACAAUUAGAUGAAAAAGAAGACGAAGCACAUAAUGAUCGUGACUUGACCGAUAUAACCGGUAACACUAACGAAGAUGACUCCGUUGCUGAAGAGUAUAGUUUACAUGAACAUGAGUCAACCCCAGUAGAAUCUGAACAAGAAGAGGUUUCUGAAUCGGAAGCUGUAACUAAGAAUAUACUUGAAUCGCAACAUAUGUCGGGUAAAUCUAAGAAGAAUCAACCGUUGAUAAGUUCUGAAGAGCAAUAUCAACAGUCGCAUAAACCAUUUGACUUCCAGCAGUUUUUGAAUCAUUUAAAGAAAAAAAGCGCAGACCCAAUUGUGCGUUAUAUUCGUUCAUUUUUAGUUUCAUUUAGCAGACAAGGUCAUACAUUUACGUCUGAUCAAAAAAUUAAGAUUAUUAGAGAUUUCAAACAAUUUAUGAACGAAAAGUUUUCUUUGUAUGAACCAUUUGCAUCAAUGGAUGACAUAGAUUUAGAGAACUCGAGAGAGGGGUUAGAGAAAUUGAUAAUGAAUAGGUUAUACGAUCAUUGUUUCGCGCCGGAAGUGGUGGCACAGGCACCAAACUUCAUACCUGAAUCAAUUCAAGAAGAUCUUCAAAAUGAUGAGAAUUUCCUCAGGCAGCUCGAAAAAUUCAAUUGGAUCAACGGAACUCAUCUUGACAUUGAUUUAAACUACUUGACAAAACAUAAAUCAAAGACAAACAAAGAUAAUUUGAAUUUCAUUGAUUUUGCUAUUGCAGAAUUAAACAAGAUUAAUAACUAUAGAGCACCUAGAGAUAAGAUUAUCUGCAUCUUAAAUUCAUGUAAAAUAAUAUUUAGUUUCUUAAGAGUGAGUAAACGAGAGACAAAUGCUGAUUCAUUUAUUCCAUUAUUAAUUUUAGUUAUUAUCAAAGCGAAGACUGAUAACUUGAUCAGUAAUAUGCACUACAUAGAACAUUUUAGGAAUGAGGAGUGGUUAUCACAUGGCGAGACCAGUUAUUAUUUAUCUUCCUUGCAAGGAGCAAUUGGCUUUAUACAAAAUUUAUCUUUCGAUGACCUUACUAUCGAUGAGGAAGAAUACAGUGCUCAUAUGGAAGCUUGGGAAGCUGAAGAGAGGCAGAGAAAUGCUAGGAAGCCCAUAGUAAUGCCAAUUCCCAAGAGAAAGAAUUCUGGAUUGGAAGAAUUUCAGAAUUCUACACCCACGAAGGCAGGAUUAUCACCUUCUAAUGUCUUAAUGACAAGUGCAGAAAUGUUUACCAAGUCGCUUUCAAAUUUCUUGUCUCCCUCGCCGCACGAAUCACCACGUCAAGAUGAUUCACACCCUACCACUGAAGUUCAAGGAGGUGUAGAACAACAAUUUCAAACUCAUCUGCACCCCCAGUCCCAGUCCCAGUCACAAGAUCAGGCACAACCACACGAAAAUACUGCUGCUAUGAAGGAAACCUACAAAAGUAUGAGGGAAGUAUUUCCAAACCUUGAUAAAGCAGUUUUGAAAGACGUAGUAUUCAUGAAUCAAGGUAAGCUCGAUGAAUCACUCGACGCCUGUUUGCAAUUAGUUAAUGACGUUUAA
Debaryomyces tyrocola is the source of this 2436-nucleotide messenger RNA. The record is from the annotation of a GenBank genome assembly. NCBI's taxonomy places the organism in Eukaryota, Fungi, Ascomycota, Pichiomycetes, Serinales, Debaryomycetaceae.